AUGGGGCGAGGGCAGGAAGUGACAAGCUCACGGAGUGGGUGGGGGAGUGUGGCCGGCACGCCCGGCGGCGAGACCAAAGUGUUGCUCUCACCUUUCGGUCCGCGGAACCGAAUCGGGGACGCUGGAAAUGCCCGGGGGAAACCAGCGAAGGGUUUGGCAGACGAGAGUGAGGCGUUGAGGAGGAGUGAUCCGAAAGGCUGUCAGCGCGUUUAUCAGCGGCACGAGUCGAACUUUUGUGUUUUCCUAGCCAUCAGUUUUUGGAACGGAGCCUCCUUGAACUUGGGGAUGCUGGUUCUGUAUCCGACGAUUGGGAAGAAAACAAUUUAUUGGCAGCGGAGCGGUUUGAUUCCAGCGGGCUCGGUGGUAGAACCCGAAAGUGAAGUUGGAUCACGUGGGCUGUACGCACUUUCCCUUCUCCGGGCUCCCGCGUCCUGCUUGGAAAAUCCCCGAAGCUCGCCUUCCUCUGUCAAACGUGCAAACCCAGGGCCGCUUCUCCUCGAAGAGUGGCUGUCCCCCCUUUCCUUAACUCAAAGUACGGAAUUCUUGCACUUGGGCGAGGCUCCCCUUGUGCUUCAUCCUGGGGCGCUGGUUGGGAGUCUCCCGCUGGAAGCGAAGGCGCUGGCGGGAGCAGGAGCAGGGGAACCUUCUUGUCCUCCCCUGCUGUGCAGUCAGGACGAAGCCCUGACUCUGCUAGUUCAAAUGCCCGGGGUUCAGCCACAAAGCCUUCAAGGAGAUCUGAAUUCCCUCCGGUACAAAGUGAAUUUCUCCGCUGAAGACUUAGUGUAUUCCUUCCACUUGGAGUUGGCUCCAGAGACUAAGUUGAGUACCAAAGAACUUGAGAUUAGCAUUUCUUCAGACAAUGCAGUGGUAGUGCUGGCCAAAGCUCCAGGGAGCCGUGGACAUUGGCAAGAGUGGUUCUAUGGUUUAAACAGCAAUUCUUUGGAGGAUCUCACUAUGUAUUCCAGGCUGGUUGUCAGUGAAGAAAAUGUUAAUGAGUUUCUUGAAGUGUUCCUGAAUCCUCCAUUCAAACAGAAAGUGCUCCCAGCCCCAGCAGUAAUUGAAGUUCUUCAGGUUACUGAUGAGAAGAUUCAAAUUCAUGCCAAGUUAAAAGAAUGUAGUAAUCCUGAUCAGCUUCAAGGAAAGGAAAAAAGAAUCAGUGAAGGAUGUUCUCUAACUGAAAAUGAAAAUAUAGAACAUCUUCCCAUCUCUACAUCAGAUUCAUCUAUAGCAGUUAAAGCACCAGGAAUAGAUAUUUGUGGUUCAGUUGCAGGCUUUCAGCAAGAGCCUCUUGAUGUUUCUCCAAUGCAGCUAGGAAAGUCUCAGCUACCUGAGGCAAAAAUGGAACCUCAAUUUGUAAAAGAAAAAAGUGCUACUUAUUCAAAUGAGGAAGAUAAUUUAAAGGAAUGUGUCAUAACUGAAGGAAAACAGUUCAACGGAGGUCACCAAUCUUCAUCACUAAACAAAACUGUCAUUCACAAUACAAUUGAUUUUGAUAGCAUAGAAGAAAUCAAUACACAGGACGGUAGUGUGCAAAUUAUUAAAGAUCAUGUGACUCAUUGUGCAUUCAGUUUUCAGAAUUCUUUGCUGUAUGAUUUGGACUAAUUCAAUGAAAUUUUGGAAUUUGAAUGUUAAAAGUAAAAAAUU
This is a messenger RNA of Fukomys damarensis (Damara mole-rat), 1644 nucleotides long. RefSeq names its product protein kintoun-like. The record is from RefSeq and is a predicted model, not a curated record. Lineage: Eukaryota; Metazoa; Chordata; Mammalia; Rodentia; Bathyergidae.